Messenger RNA from Arabidopsis thaliana (thale cress), 126 nucleotides. RefSeq lists its product as uncharacterized. The transcript has a single exon. NCBI's taxonomy places the organism in Eukaryota, Viridiplantae, Streptophyta, Magnoliopsida, Brassicales, Brassicaceae. The record is from RefSeq and is marked reviewed. Bases 1 to 126 code for a protein of 41 amino acids.
AUGUUGGCUAAGCUGAUGAAGAUUUCCGAUCAACGGAAGUCUCGGUGGGGAUGGAAAGUUGAUGAUUUUGUUCACUGUCUUAUGUUUUUUGAAGAAGAGAAUGGUUAUGAUGAACAAUAUUAUUAA